Kwoniella mangroviensis CBS 8507 is the source of this 855-nucleotide messenger RNA. RefSeq lists its product as uncharacterized. The record is from RefSeq and is a predicted model, not a curated record. Bases 1 to 855 code for a protein of 284 amino acids. Lineage: Eukaryota; Fungi; Basidiomycota; Tremellomycetes; Tremellales; Cryptococcaceae. The transcript has 5 exons. Gene Ontology annotation, molecular function: oxidoreductase activity.
AUGCCACUCUCGAUCGAUUCAAGUAUCAAGCUUGCCAGUGGACACUCCAUCCCUCAGUUGGGAUAUGGGGUGUAUCAAGCUCGAUCCAAGGAAUGUGAGAAUGGUGUGAAAGAAGCUAUCAAAGCUGGUUAUAGGCAUAUCGACAGUGCUCAAGCGUAUCACAACGAAGAUGUCGUAGGCAGAGCAGUCCUCCAAACUGACAUCCCUCGAUCAUCAAUCUUCCUCACAACCAAAUACAUGCCUGCCCAUACUGUCCAUCCUUCUUCGUCGGUGUAUGACAUUCUGAAGAACUCGUUGAAGAAGAUUGACAGGACAGGGUCUGAUCAACCGUACAUCGAUCUGAUGUUGAUUCACGCUCCGUUUGGUGGUGAGGAAGGUAGAAAGAACAAUUGGGAGGCUUUGGUGAAAGCUCAGAAGGAAGGUUGGAUAAGAGAUAUAGGAGUCAGUAAUUUCGGAGUAAAUCAUCUUAAAUCCCUUCCAUCUCCUAAACCAUCCAUCAACCAAAUUGAACUUCAUCCAUUCUGUCAACAACGUGAGAUCGUCAAAUACUGCGGAGAGAAUGGAAUUGCCGUUCAGGCUUAUUCACCAUUGAUAAGAGCGGAUCCAAAACGAUAUGAGAAUCCGGUGUUGGUGGGGUUGGCAAAGAAAUAUGAGAAGGAAGUAGCUCAAGUUUUGAUCAGAUGGAGUUUACAGAAAGGGUACAUCCCAUUACCUAAAUCCGUUACUCCCUCUCGAAUCAAGUCCAACGCGGAUGUGUAUGAUUUCGAAUUGACUGAAGAAGAUAUGAAAGCUUUAGACGGGUUAGACGAAGGUGCCAAGGGAGCGUGUUCUUGGAAUCCAGUUGAUCAGCCUUAG